This is a messenger RNA of Anopheles funestus (African malaria mosquito), 5698 nucleotides long. RefSeq names its product polycomb protein Scm (gene Scm). Bases 608 to 3706 code for a protein of 1032 amino acids. The record is from RefSeq and is a predicted model, not a curated record. Gene Ontology annotation, biological process: regulation of DNA-templated transcription. Gene Ontology annotation, molecular function: protein binding. Gene Ontology annotation, cellular component: nucleus. Lineage: Eukaryota; Metazoa; Arthropoda; Insecta; Diptera; Culicidae. The transcript is spliced from 4 exons.
UGGCGACAUACUGCGCCCAUCACUAGUCCAACAACAAUAGCAAAGGAAAAAAAAGCUUGCGUUUUUCGGUCGUGCAAGCUAACUGCAAACAAAAGUUUGUGCGCAAUAUUGAAAUUACCACUCAAACAAUGGCAAAUGUACGCGAGUGAAAGUGUACGAAGAAACUUAUCGUAAUUGUUUUUUGUGUGAAAACGUUUCGUUCAUUGUUUGCUGAAAAAGAUCCUGAUUCAGCGUUUGACUAGCGCGCGUCAUCACGGUUGCUUACACAUCGAAGCGUAGGUUUGCAUUCAGCACGUCCGGUAGUGGUGGUCCGGUGGGAGAGGUGGUGGUGGUGCGAUAAUCGCGCGGAUAUAAUUCGCGAUCGCAACCAUUUUACAACCCAUUGCGGUAUUCUUGGAAGGAGAGCCAUAUUUAGGUCGCCAUCAGUGCGCCGGUUGCUGUAUGUUUGUUUGGACAACAAAAGGAAGGUCCUGCGAAUGACACAAUGAGCGCUGGUUGAACUGUGGGAGCCGUGUGGAAAGGAACUACCUGCUGUGGCUGUGCCGUGCCCAUUACUCUCUGCCGGAAAGGUGGUUGAGCGUGUGUUCCCGUACGGUUUAACUGCACCAUGUCCGGUGCUGACGGAACACCAGACAAAUCCUCCACGGAUAGGAAAAGUGGCGAUUCCGCUUCUUCGAGCAGCAAUAGUAACACCAACAAUGAGUCGGAUGAGCGAGGAAAAACAUCCGCGGUCAGCUCUAGUUCAUCCAAGCCGAGCGAAACGUACGACAGGAAAAAGGUAAACAGUAGCACCGAAGACGGUGGUAACAGCAAUGCUGCUAGUACGCGAACCCUGAAACGGUUGUCGGAUGGAAAUACGGGGAAUGCUUCAGCUGCCUCCAGCACUAGCGGCGAUGUUUGCAAACCAGAUGAUCGUAAUCAAGCAGCAGCGGGCGGUAGCAAUGGAGUGCCAGGCUCCCAAAAAUGUGGCAUAUGUCUCGAGGAAAAGAAUCCGUUAAAUUACAUCCUGCCGAUGGAUGGUAACACUAAGGCAUUCUGUUCGGAGUCGUGCAUUAUGGAGUUUCGGAAGAGUGGCCAGCGGACGUGCAUACAGUGCGACAACGUUGUGCGGGCCAAUGCUCCAAACCCGAACUUUUGUUCUACCUUCUGCUUGAAAAAGUAUCAGAAGAAAAGAUCACCCAGCCUAAUGAAUCCGUUUGACGAUCUGAGGACAAACAGUAGCAACAACAAUAAUAACACAAACAGCCACAAUCACAACAACAACAACAGCCCCAACAGUAACGGCAGCAAUGGCAGUUCGAAUGGUAGCCGUCGAAGUCAAGGAGGAGGCAAUAUAUCACCUGGGCGUACAGCCACACAACAGACGACCCGCAUUAGCCCCGUCACAACAACGCAGACCGGUGCUUUUCAGUACGAAAGCUUUCACGUGUUCGACUGGUCGGAGUAUCUGCGUGAAUCGGGCAGCGUACCGGCACCGGCGGAAUGUUUCAAACAGGCGUUAGCUCCACCGAAGAAUGAGUUCAAAAUCGGCAUGAAGCUGGAAGCGCUCGAUCCGCGCAAUAUCACCUCGACCUGCAUCGCGACCGUAGUCGGUGUGCUUGGUUCGCGGCUCCGUUUACGACUGGACGGGGGUGAUAAUAAGAACGAUUUUUGGCGAUUGGUCGACUCGAACGAAAUCCAUCCGAUCGGGCACUGUGAAAAGUCGGGCGAGAUGUUAAAACCCCCGCUCGGGUUCCGGCUGAAUGCCAGCAGUUGGCCGACGUUCCUGUCGAAAACGUUAAACGGUGCCGUGAUGGCACCGGAAUACAUAUUCGUACCGGAACCACCGACCCCGAAAUGUAAUCUAUUUCAGGUCGGUCAAAAGCUGGAAGCGGUGGACAAAAAGAAUCCGCAGCUGAUCUGUUGCGCUACCGUUAAUGAGGUAAAGGAGGAUCAAAUUCACGUGACGUUCGAUGGGUGGCGAGGUGCGUUCGAUUACUGGUGUCGGUACGAUUCGCGCGACAUCUUUCCGGUCGGUUGGUGUGCUACGAGCUGCCAUCCGAUGCAACCGCCCGGUCAGAAGAAUAAGCUAGACGGGAGCGGCCAUCGAUCGAAAACUGGUCGAUCCUCGUUCGCGAUGGUAUCCGAAUCGUCGCCCGAUACGAUGCAACCUGCCACGCUUGUAACGGCCCACUUUCACAGCCGGUGUAGAGGUGGACCACACAUUAACAGCUCAAAGCUACCGUCGAUGGUUACCGCGCCGAACCACCAGACGCUGGCCAAACUUUGUUUGCAGGAAGUGCUGGCGGCUUCUCACGAUCAUUCGCUACUGUCACCGCUACUGUUCGGGCUCGAUGGAGAUGUGCAUAUCGUGACGGCGGCCGGUAAAAAUUUUACCGUCAAAAUACCGGCCUACAUCAAACAGAAGGCAAACGCGGGCGUUUCGGAGUUUUUGGAGAUGCUCUGCUCUGCGUGCCAGGCCUGCCCGAAGCUUAUCACGCUCGAACCGGGUCCGGAGCAGUGUGAAGACUGUAUGGUCCAUUCAUCCCCCCUGAAGCGAACGAUCAAAACGGAACCGCGUGCAACGGCGGCCGCUAGUCCACCACCGACGGCCGCAUCCUCACCGAAAGCAUCCGCCACGGGUAGGACAAGCGCUGGUGGGCAUGAGCUGCGAUCAGCGAAAGAAUCUACCAAGGAUAAGGAGUCACAUUUGCGGAGUCCUUCGCCGAAACGUCGUGCGGUAACGAGCAGCAGUGAACAGAAGGGAACCGAUCGGAAUGCUCAGGAGGAAUCGAAAACUCCCACCAGCACAUCGUCGCUGCCCACCAAGAAGGAACGCAUUGAGCCAAGCUCAUCGGUCACAACCACAACAGUGAACGCGAAACUAGCGUCUAAAACGAGCGCGGGCCAUAGAUCUACUAAAACGGAUACGUCCGGAGCAAAUCAAACACUUUCAUCUAGCUCAUCAACGGUUACGACAGUGGCCACAUCGUCCACAACGAAUCAGCACAAAUCGUCUACCGCAGCGACACCGGUCAGUCAGCCUACAUCUUCGGCCACGGUGUCGACGACAAGUGGCAGUAGCAAACCUAUCACCACAACCGGAACGAUAGCCAUCAAGAUGGAAGUGCAAACAGGUAACGUGGCUGCUGUUGGGGCGGCACAAGCGACCGCCGCCGUUGCAGCCACAUCCGCCGUAACGGUUCCAGCGGCGGCUGCCGCCGUACCGUAUCAUCCAGCACCGAUCGUUACGCCGCUGAUGCCGGGAGUUUGCGCGAUCGGACCGGCCGUUGCAAUGACUUCCGUGCCGGGUUCACUAAUACCCGUAGUGGCAGCAACGUCAUCGAAUCCAUAUCAAACGAUGACAAAUGCUGCCCCCGCUGGACCGCAAGCUUGUGCGAAUACGGGUGGUGUUGGUAAUUACUUCAGCACCACACCUUCCGGCAUGAUGCCUUUAGUGCCAUCCAUUAGUCCUGCAAUAUCACAGAUGCCCCGCGGUCAGACGACCGACUGGACGAUUGAGGAUGUGAUACAGUUUAUCGCUGUACAGGAUCCAUCGCUCGCUAUCCAUGCGGACCUAUUUCGGAAGCAUGAAAUUGACGGCAAGGCACUGUUGCUGCUGAACAGUGAUAUGAUGAUGAAAUAUAUGGGGCUGAAGCUGGGACCGGCACUAAAAAUCAUCAAUCUGGUCAGUCGUGUUAAGGGACGGCGUCACAACCUGUGCUAAUUGUCAUUCAAACAGUGGAAUCGACUGUAAAAAGGACACAGUUUAGCAAGUACCUUGUUUGUAGGGGUGAGAAAUAACCUAAGAAAGGCCAUUACUGAGGGUUCUUAUCGGACAGGGAAUCUUGUACCUUUUUCUUAUAGCAUCGUCUCUUAGACUUGCCUAACCGUACUGUUACACCUGUAGUAGUGGUUCGUGUGCAAAGUCACCGAACGUUUGUCUUACACUUGAAUCUGGGCAUAAUCAGCGUAACAGUUCUUUUGUCACCGUUUGUCCAACAGCUGGAAUAUGUGCAAAAAUGUACGAUCUAUUGGUUAAGAUUUUCGUUCAAAUGCAACGAAAAAACUGACAUUUUAAGGCACGAGUUUCACGUAGAUUAUGAUAGUUGUUUAAUUUUUUUUUUUACAAUACGUUAGUUUGCGAUCAAGACGUUAAAGAAAUACCAAGAUAGUGAGGUUCAUUAUAAGCUGCUUAAGUUUAUUAAAAUGAAGAAAACAAUACAACCGUGACAAAGCACGUUGUUUUAGAAGUACGUAGACAUUUUUAAAUGGAUACUGUUGUCAACCAGUGCUGAGUAAUUGCAUACUACAUGAAAUUCCAUUUCUGAUGCUUCAUUAGUUGAACUUUAUAAUUUUUUUUUAUUAUUAAAGUAACUAUCGAAUUCCGAAUUUUGUUUUGAACAAUAUAAAUAGUAAUAAACUUUUCUGUUAUUUGCUCUUACUUGCAUGUCGACAAAAACGUGAGCCGACACCAGUAUGCGAGGAUGAGUAUUUUUUCGCAUGAACUUGAAUUAUGAAGAGGAGUGUUAGGAGAAAUACAUACGUAAAUAUGCUCUGUAUAUAUCGUUGAAGAAGUUAUCUCGAUGCUUCUGAUUUUGUUUUUAAAGCUGCUAAAAAUACCAUCGAAAGAACACAAGUAUUUGAGGAUCUUUUUUUCCACCAAACCAUGCACGGUGCUAACUGACCACAUGUCUUAUCUGAACCGAUCAUUUCAUGCCCGCAAAUGUACGCAGAUGGAAUAGGUUUCAAUUGUAUAUCGUUCAAUUACUUUGUCCCCCCCGCCGCAGUUUUUCUGUUAAUUAUCUAUAGUGAUGGUUUAUCCAUUCGGACGAAGAAUAUUACAUUUUGCAAAUGGCUCAAAUAUGUUUCCAAAUGAUGGAACACCAAGAAACAUCACUGAAUAAUUGUUUGAACAAUUUAUCGAGUUACGUUUAGUGCGUUAAAUAUGUCAAUUAUUUGACAACGGUUUGAAAGAAUGUUUUUUUUUUGUUAUGACCGAGAAGGAUUUUACUCCAUUAAAGAUGCAACAUAAAUAUAAACAGAAAAGAAAACCAAUGAUCAGUCCACGGAAUACAAAGCAAAUGAACGAAUGUAAUAGAACAAACAACAAAUAGCAUAAAUCAAACAGUAUCAACGUGUAACACAUGAUAACCACAAAAGUAUAAUAAUAAUACAUCAUCAGCUGCACGAUCCCGCCCGCUCAUGAUUUUUAAGGUUUAAGAAAAUGCUAGUAAAAACCCAUACACAACACACGGACUUUGCAAACAAUCUUACAGCUAAAAAAAACCUAUUUGCUCCAAUUCACAACACAAAAAUGGUAUUUAAAACGGCGCACUACAAACUACACAAUGAGAGCAACGGAGGAAAAUUUAAAGUUUACAUAUGUAUCUUCUUACCAUUAACUUUACUUUUACUGCUCAAAUGAUCUGCUCGGUAGGAUAGAGCACAUUUUUGUGUCCAUGUGAGUGUGAACCAUUGUAGGCUAUCAAAAUUUGAAAUCCGAAACAAUAGCUUAUGAAUUGGAAUGUGUAACACGUUAUAUUGGAAACCGAGGGGCAAAAUCCUGAAGGGUUUAUCGUACUAAAAUUCCGAAUCUGAGAGUGAAUUAUGCACUAGACAAAAUAAUGGUGAGUGUUCUUAAGCGCACCGAUCAGCGUAGCAACGUUUAGGAUGAAAUAAAAAUGAAAUGCCCCUUCGCAUAAAUUCAACGGUAAAA